Molecule: messenger RNA, 3537 nt
Organism: Choloepus didactylus (southern two-toed sloth)
Lineage: Eukaryota; Metazoa; Chordata; Mammalia; Pilosa; Megalonychidae
Gene: IFT38
Product: clusterin associated protein 1
Exons: 13
Coding region: 283-1581 (432 amino acids)
Biological process (GO): cilium assembly
Cellular component (GO): intraciliary transport particle B; centrosome; cilium
Source: RefSeq, a predicted model, not a curated record
GUCCAUGCCAAAUGCCCGCGAGAGGGAAGCCGGUACUCGCAGUCCCUCGCAACAUCGGGGGCCCACGCCGGCUGCCCACAGCGCCCGUGAGCGCCACCUGCUGGUCGUCCCUUCUGCGCACGCGCGCGUUACCCGGCUGUUUGGCAUGCGCGUCUUGUUUGGUCCCGACCGCGCGCCGUCCAGGGCUCGGGUGGUUGCUAUAGAGACCGACGAGCGGCCUGCCUGUGGUCUGCGGGAAACGAGCCGCGGCGGCGACCCAGGGCUGCUGGCGAUCAGAGCGCCAUGUCUUUCCGCGAUCUCCGCAAUUUUACAGAGAUGAUGAGAGCCUUAGGAUACCCUCGACAUAUUUCUAUGGAAAAUUUCCGCACACCAAAUUUUGGACUCGUAUCUGAAGUUCUCCUCUGGCUUGUGAAAAGGUAUGAACCUCAGACUGACAUCCCUUCUGACGUUGAGACUGAACAGGACCGAGUUUUCUUUAUUAAGGCAAUCGCCCAGUUCAUGGCAACCAAAGCACAUAUAAAACUCAAUACUAAGAAGCUUUAUCAAGCAGAUGGGUAUGCCGUUAAAGAACUAUUGAAGAUCACAUCGGUCCUUUAUAAUGCUAUGAAGACCAAAGGGAUGGAGGGCUCUAAGAUAGGAGAGGAAGAUAUCAGCAAGUUCAAGUUUGAUCUUGGCUCAAAGAUUGCAGAUCUGAAAGCAGCCAGGCAGCUCGCCUCUGAAAUCACCUCCAAAGGGGCGUCUCUCUAUGACUUGCUGGGCAAGGAGGUGGAGUUGAGGGAACUGAGAACAGAAGCAAUUGCCAGACCUCUGGAAAUAAAUGAGACUGAAAAAGUGAUGAGAAUUGCGAUAAAAGAUAUUUUGGCACAGGUUCAGAAGACUAAAGAUCUGCUCAAUAAUGUGGCCUCCGAUGAAGCCAAUUUAGAAGCCAAAAUUGAAAAGAGAAAAUUAGAACUGGAAAGAAAUCGAAAGCGGUUACAGACGCUGCAGAGUGUCAGGCCAGCCUUCAUGGAUGAGUAUGAGAAGAUUGAGGAGGAAUUGCAAAAGCAGUACGACGUCUAUCUGGAGAAGUUUCGGAACCUGGCUUACCUGGAGCAGCAGCUAGAGGACCAUCACAGGUUGGAGCAGGAGAGGUUUGAGGAAGCUGAAAAUACUCUGCGUCUGAUGCAGAACAAGCUGAAGGAAGAAGAAAAGCGACUGCUCAAAAGUGGAAGUAAUGAUGAUUCCGACAUCGAUAUCCAGGAGGACGAUGAAUCCGACAGUGAGUUGGAAGAGAGACGGCUGUCGAAGCCGCGGACAGCCAUGGAGGUGCUCAUGCAAGGAAGACCCAGCAAGCGCAUCGUGGGCACAAUGCAGGGUGGCGACUCCGACGACGACAUGGAAGCAGUUCCAGCUCACUUAGGUAAAUGCAAGACUUCCAGCUCCAAGAAGCAGGAAGAUUCAGAGGACAGUGAAAUUGACAUGGAAGACGAUGAAGAAGAUGAUGACGAUUUGGAAGACGAGAGCAUCGCACUCUCUCCGGCUAAGCCCAGUCGAAGGAUCCGGAAACCUGAGCCCCUGGAUGAGAGUGACAAUGACUUCUGACCUUCUUGCCAAAGGACCCAGGCAGUUUAGAAUCCUCAGAUUAUAGGUAAACAAGAAAGUAGAAAUUUCAGAAGGUAACCUGUAUUUUGUUUGCUAAGCCAGCUGGACUCCUUGUUACUGUUUCCACUGGGGCCACCUGUGUUUGUAUUCCAUAAACUGAAAUAACACCAAUGCGUACCCAAAGACUAUUUGUGUGCCCCUUUUACCUCCUAAAACUUGGGAAGUACAUAUGUUCAUAGUGAUUCACAUCCACAGGACAAAAACUCAAGGAGAAGAAAGGUACAUGCUGUCUAAGCCUUGCUUCUGUUAUUACACUUUCCCUUUAAGAAUCCAUGGGGCAGACCUGGGGUUGGAAUGUGGCACAAAACCUGGUUUUGGGAAUUUGAGGGGAACGUCUGAUUGUUUAUCACUUGCACAGUUUAGAAAUUUACUAUGCGUCAGCUUUUAAUUCUAGUCUUUAUUUUUUCUUAGAAUCUUACUUUCUUCUGCAUGCUCACAAUACCAAGUUCUAAACGAAUUUUACUAACAUUUUGAUCAUCUGAAAGGUUAGCCAAGUUAGAUAAAAACUAGUUUUCCUUGAAAACCAGACAACAGAGAGAGGCUCUGUAUUAUAAAUAUUUCUUUUUCUCUCAGAAAGCUGACGUUCCUCAGGGAGUCAGCUCUCCCUUGGAUUAGAGACGCCGUCAUGUUUCCACGGUGUGUCUAACGUCGGAAGCCCGGCCAGGCUGGGUGGAGGCAGCCUUCAGACGGUCCACACCCUGUGCUGGCAGCAGCGGGCACACGCUCCUUCCCACCAGCCGGCUUUGCUCUGACAAAACCUUUUUCUUGUGUAAAGUCUCCACAAAGGAAAGGGGAGCAGGUUUCUUGCAUUUCACUCCCAGGGCAUCUCCUUAGGGGAAGGAGCAAAUUGAGGAAAAAGUUUCCUACAGGUUUGUGUUUCUGAUUUAUAAAAUAAGCCAGAAUUGAAUUGGGUAGAGUAGCACUAGAAGAAUUUCCCUGUUGUGAAAUGAGAAUGAGAGAUGGUUAGUGUUGUUUUGUUUUGUUUUUGUCUUUUAUACGAAAAGCAUGGAACGGUUUUCCCUUAUUUAACAAUUUUAAGGUCAGACAACUUCUGAAGUUGCUUAUGUUUUAGAUGUGAACUUAAUACCGUAUUUUUAUAAUAUUUGAUAUGUUUUACUUGAAAUUGUAAUUGUUUGCACCUAGAGCAAAUAACAAGAAAAAUUCACAGGUCAAUAAGAUAUGUGUAAAUUUUAGGAGACUAUGUGACAGUUUCUAUCUUGCUUUUUUCCCCUCUGUGUUUUCCUAAAUUUUGUGUAGGAGAUAACCCUUUUUAAACAAAUGAAAAAGGAAAUAGCUGUGCUGAGGACCCCAUUAACUAUCUCAGACACCGUGGCACCUCAGGCGCCCGAGUCUGGCGUAGUCUUGGAUGUUAUGGCUUUGGUUCACCUGAGUCUGGCCUGAUGUAUAUUUUUUAAAAACACAGAGGUGUAUUUAUGUUUUCCUUAUGUGAUGCUUCCUUCUCAUGGCCUUUAAUCUGGAAGCCCAAGCUCAUCCCCACGUUGUGCCUGCACAUCAUCAUGUCACCUGCUCUUGACCAUCCUCCACCCGUUGGCUCCCUGACUUGGUGCAGAGUCUCCCAGUGAUACGGGGCUUCCUUGCUGGAGCACUUUCUGUCAGCAAAGGAGUUCCAAGUACUCGAUCAUUGUUGUUAGUGUAUUUUGGUUCAUUAUAAUGGAUCCAGGUGUCAGAUAUGUGGAAGUCCUUAUGUCCUGGUGCUCAUUUAUUUUUGGCCAAGCAGUAGAAUGCAGACCUCAAGCCCCAGAGAACAGUGCAUGGGUAGUUAAAUGAAAAACUAGCGUGGGAUCACUGCUGGCAAUUUUUACUAUGUAAUCAAAGGACCUCUUCAAGUGUUUUAAAAUAUAUAUAUUGACAGAAACAAUAAAGGAAUGUUUCAAA